Molecule: messenger RNA, 3448 nt
Organism: Aspergillus steynii IBT 23096
Lineage: Eukaryota; Fungi; Ascomycota; Eurotiomycetes; Eurotiales; Aspergillaceae
Gene: hir1
Product: putative histone transcription regulator Hir1
Exons: 5
Coding region: 269-3448 (1059 amino acids)
Biological process (GO): regulation of DNA-templated transcription; DNA-templated transcription; chromatin remodeling
Cellular component (GO): HIR complex; nucleus
Molecular function (GO): protein binding; nucleosome binding
Source: RefSeq, a predicted model, not a curated record
CUUCUCCUUCCCCGCUGCCCUUCAACCCUUGGCCUUCUCUGCGACCUCACAUUUACCACGUCUCCGGUCCUCUUCCAUUUCGAAUCUCUGCCGCACCCGCAAACCAGCCUUGUGGUUCGAUGAGCUGUCGACGCGGUUGCGUUGCGAUGUCCCCAGGAAGCUCUCCUUCGUCCACGUCAAUUCACCAGUGAUCGAACCCUGAAACGGACUACAGUUACGCAGAAGAAAUAUUCUCCAGAUUUAGCGAGGGGGUUACGAGGUUGCGGCGAUGCAUAUCAUCAAGCCGGUUUGGUUAACGCAUGGAGGCGAGAGGAAGGAUUUCGAAGUAUACAGCUGCGAUGUUUCGCCCGAUGGAAGUCGACUUGUCACGGCCGCUGGAGAUGGAUACGUUCGAAUUUGGUCUACGGAGGCUAUCUGCAACACGGACGACCCCGAGGUCGCGAACAAGCCGAAACAGCUGGCGUCGAUGAGCAACCACUCCGGGACGAUACACACCGUUCGAUUUUCGCCAAACGGGAAAUACUUGGCGUCGGGUGCGGAUGACAAGAUUGUUUGUAUCUACGCUUUAGAUGCCAAUGCGCCUUCUCACGCUUCGACGUUCGGCUCGAACGAGGCACCGCCAGUAGAGAAUUGGCGCACAACCCGCAGAUUGAUAGGGCAUGACAACGACGUUCAGGAUUUGGGAUGGUCGUACGAUUCUUCGAUUCUGGUGUCUGUCGGGUUGGAUUCGAAGGUGGUGGUGUGGUCGGGACAUACCUUCGAGAAGCUCAAGACGUUGUCGGUGCACCAGAGUCAUGUCAAGGGCAUCACCUUCGACCCUGCGAAUAAAUACUUCGCCACUGCAAGCGACGACCGCAGCGUUCGCAUCUUCCGAUUUACCUCCCCGACGCCGAAUUCCACGGCCCAUGACCAGAUGAACAACUUUGUCCUCGAACACAGUAUCAUGGCACCCUUUACAAAUUCUCCUCUCACCGCUUACUUCCGUCGAUGUUCCUGGUCCCCGGAUGGUAUGCACAUUGCGGCCGCCAAUGCCGUGAACGGACCCGUCAGCUCCGUAGCCAUCAUCAACCGUGGGACGUGGGACGGUGAUAUCAACCUCAUCGGACAUGAAGCUCCGGUGGAAGUGUGUGCGUUCUCGCCGCGACUGUAUACCAGCCAACCGGUCAACAAGCAGACUGCCGACGGGCAUGCGCCUCCUUCCGUGACGGUCAUUGCCUGUGCGGGAGGAGAUAAGUCCCUGAGCAUCUGGAUCACGAGUAACCCUCGACCGAUCGUGGUCGCUCAAGAGCUCGCGGCUAAAUCCCUAUCCGAUCUGGCGUGGAGUCCGGACGGGAGAUGCCUCUACGCCACCGCUCUGGAUGGAACCAUCCUAGCAGUCCGGUUUGAAGAUGGGGAUCUUGGAUUUGCCAUGGAAAUGGAGGAAAACGAGAAGUCGCUCACCAAAUUCGGUACGAAUCGGAGAGGCGCUGGUAUUGCGGAGACUACGGAUGGAUUGCUACUGGAAGAAAAGAGCAAAGCUGGUGAGAUCAAGGGCGUCGAAGGGCGAAUGGGUGCUUUGAUGGGCGACGACCACACGGCCACCGAAAACACCGUCAACGGGGAGUCGACUCCGUUACCACCGAAUGGAGUCACUCCAGCUCGAGCUCCGUCGCCCACUGCGGAUACCCAGAAAAGCCAACCGAAUGGCACCUCGGCGACACCGGCUGCUCCCGAGGGCGCGAAGCCCGACCCAUACCAGGCCAAGUUGGAGCGGUUGAAGCAACGUCCCACGUACACCAAGGAUGGCAAGAAGCGCAUUGCGCCCCUUCUGGUGUCCGGUGCAGGGGCGGCCGAAUCGUCUCUGCCACAAGCCCGGCUCAUGGCGUCGGUCAGCAACCAAGUGAAGGCUGACACGCCCCAGUCCAUCGUUGACCUCUCCAAGCCCUUCGACGGCCUACCGAAGGGAGGUUUGGCGUCACUGCUUUUUGGUAACAAACGAAAACUCGCGCAGUUGGAGGGGGAUGACGACGGCCAUGUGGAAAAGCGGGUGGCUGUGGCAAGCGCAAACGGCGCAACCCCGAUUCUUGCCAACACGCCGGACGGCCUCCUUCCUGCGCAACCCCAGCCCGCCUCGGUGGGACAACAAACCACACCCGAUUUUAUCCGGCCUGCGGUGGUGAAUCCGUCCAUGGCUAUGAGCCAACUUCGAAUGGCGGUCCCCAAGGUCCGUACCCAGAUCCUGCGCGCAAUCGACCUCACCGGGAAACCCACCGAGCCACCGGGCACGGGGGCGGAAUCCAGCAAGUCCCGGGUGGACGUGGUGUUCGAAGCGCGAAAUCCGUCUUCUGCCAGCCUGACGGGUCGCGCCGUCGAUCGAGAACCGGUCCGACUGACCCUGUCGCGGGGAGAACAGCCUGUCUGGCAAGAUUUCCUCCCGCGCGCCGUUCUCCUCGUAACGGGCAACCAGCACAUGUGGGCUGCGGGCUGCGAGGACGGGUCGAUAUACAUCUGGACCCCCGCUGGCCGUCGUCUCGUCAGCGCUCUGGUGCUGGAGGCACAGCCGGUGAUCCUGGAGUGCAACGGGCCGUGGAUUCUCGCCAUUUCGGCCGUCGGAAUGUGCUACGUCUGGAACGCGCACCAUCUCUCCUCGCCCCACCCGCCCAUCUCCCUGCAGCCGGUGCUGGAUGCGGCAGUGCACACCUUGGGGGCGCACCCGUCGGCGGCUCCGGCGGUCACGAAUGCGCGAGUGAAUUCGGAGGGUCGCGUGGUGGUGGCCCUGUCCAACGGGGAAGGGUAUGCCUACUCGCCGGCCAUGUACACCUGGCAGCGCAUGUCCGAGGCGUGGUGGGCGGUGGGCAGCCAGUAUUGGAACACGACCGACGCGCCGGUCGGCAAUCUGCAGUCCACCGAUUCCCAGCAAGAUAAGGAGGCGAAGGCGACGGUGUCGGCGGGCAUCAUCCCGUUCCUGGAGCGCAACACGACCAACGAGACCCUGCUGCGCGGACGAGCGUACUUCCUCCAGCGGCUGAUCAAGGUGCUGCUUUCGCGCGAGGGCUACGAGAGCUUUGAAUCCAGCGUGUCCAUUGCGCACUUGGAGAACCGACUGGCGGCCGCGCUGUCUCUGGGCGCGAAGGAAGAGUUCCGACUCUACCUGUCGAUGUACGCCAAGCGCAUCGGGGCCGAGGGACUGAAGAUGAAGGUGGAGGAGCUGCUCAAGGGACUGAUCGGAGGACUGUUUGAAGAAGAGGAGACGGGAAGUGGCGAACGACUCCAGGCGAACGAGCAGGAGGACCGCAACUGGCGCGAGAGCUCGGAGACCCUCUGUGGCUGGCCACGAGAGGUACUGCUGAAGGAGGUGAUCCUGGCCCUGGGUAAACACCGAGACCUGCAACGGGUGACGGUGCCGUAUGCGAAGCUGCUGGGGGUGGUGGAUCAUGCGUCGGAGGCGGGCGAAGCGAUGGAGACGUAA